GUCAGACCAUGGUUAUAAGCUUUGAAUAUAUAAAUAUACUCGAAGGUUAUAAUUGGUUAUAACCUUAUAAUAGUCAAAGGGUUAUAUCCAUAAGAUAUUUGAAUCAUAAAAAAAGAAACAAGCGACGGUCACGAAUCACAAAGUCGCGUCGCGAUAAUCAGUGAAGAAAAUUUCUAUAUCAGAGUAGAAAAUUUAUCACCGAUUAUUCGAAUGAGUAAUAAAAUAGUCAUUGAUUUCCACCGAUUUUCACUGAUUGUCACACUGUGACUUGGGACAGUGGACCUGUAAAAUUUCGGUUUGCAAUGCUGUGUGAAGGGAAAACCAGCAAAACACUGUACACAUUUCAAGAAGUCGUUGCAUAAACCACGCUGCACUGGUACCACGUGGGUACGGUGUGACAUGUCAUAUGUACGCGAAUGUCUCGAUCAGUCAUUUAAAAUAUUUUAAUAUAAAAUAGAUCAAAAUGUUCGGCAACGUGAGAAAUUCUAUUAUAUUCCAGAUUAGGAAAUAUGGACAACGAACGUAUAUUCGGCACUCGAUUGGUAAAUUUACAAAUAAUUUAAAUCAACGACGAGCCGAGGAAUCGUCGACGGUUCUUUGUCGAUCGUGUGGACAACCAACAGCGUUAACGCAUCCUCAUCUGAUGAAAGACGGAGAAGUUGUACCAGGUAUUCAGCUGAAUGAGUUCAAAAGAAGACGAAGUAAAUUGAUGGAAAGUAUUCAUUCGCAAGCUCAUGCUGCGAACCCUGGCAAACCGCAUAUCGUCGUUAUUCCAUCGGCCUCUAAAGUGUACAUAUCCGAUAGAAUACCGUACGUUUUCCGACAAAAUACAGACUUUUUAUAUUUCACUGGUUGUCAAGAACCCGACAGUAUUUUGGUAAUUACAGCAAAAAAUGAAAAUUUUGUAACAACGCUAUUUGUAAGACCGCAAGACGAACAUUCCGAAUUGUGGGAUGGUCCUAGAACUGGAGUCGAAGGAGCAUCGAAAAUGUUCGACGUCGAUUUGGCUCUUCCUGUAUCAGAGUUUGAACAAUUCUUUAUAUCAUUUACAAAUGAAAACAAGAAGAGUAUAAUUUGGUACGACAAUUUCGAUACGAUACAGCCAAGCCUGAAUAGGAGAUUACUUGAAUUAAUUAAAAUAACAGAUAGUCAACGAUUUGUCUCCCCGAUAAGUCUAAUACAUAAGAUUCGAUUGAUUAAAUCGCAAUCUGAAAUUGAAUUAAUGAAAAAAAGCUGCGAGAUUGUUUCAGCAGCUAUAUCUAGAACGAUAGAAAUGUCGAAACCAGGUUUGAGCGAGCAUCACCUAUUCGCAACUGUAGAUUACGAAUGUCGUAUGAACGGUGCUGAAUUCUUGGCGUAUCCGCCGGUUGUCGCGGGAGGUAAAAAUGCAAAUAUCAUUCACUACGUUACCAACAACCAAAUUAUUAAAAAUGGAGAUAUGGUUUUGAUGGAUGCAGGUUGUGAGUAUCAUGGCUAUUCGUCUGAUGUAACCAGAACAUGGCCAAUCAAUGGCACAUUUACGCAAGAACAAAAAGUUUUAUACGAAAUUAUACUAGAUAUUCAAAAUAUUUUAAUCGACAGAUUGAAAGAAAUGCCUCGCUUAGAUCAAUUAUUUCAAGAUAUGUGCUCUUUGUUAAGCGAAAGGUUACAAGAAAUUGGAUUAAUACCAAAACAUUUUAACGGGAAUAACUUACUGUCCGCUGCUUAUACUUAUUGCCCGCAUCACGUUAGCCAUUACUUGGGAAUGGAUGUUCAUGACACAGGAAAAAUUUCCAGAAACAUAAAACUACAGCCAGGAAUGAUAGUGACCGUAGAACCCGGUAUAUACGUGAAUCAUAAAAAUCAAUUUGCGCCACCACAAUUUCAUGGUUUAGGUAUUCGUAUCGAAGAUGACGUUUUAAUAACGGAGAAUGGUCCGGUAAUUUUAACGGAAAGUUGUCCAAAAGGAAUCGCUGAAAUAGAAGCCUUGGCGAGUCAAAAUCAAUAA
Molecule: messenger RNA, 1987 nt
Organism: Hylaeus anthracinus
Lineage: Eukaryota; Metazoa; Arthropoda; Insecta; Hymenoptera; Colletidae
Product: xaa-Pro aminopeptidase 3-like
Exons: 4
Coding region: 464-1987 (507 amino acids)
Cellular component (GO): mitochondrion
Molecular function (GO): metalloaminopeptidase activity; manganese ion binding
Source: RefSeq, a predicted model, not a curated record